AUGGCUCAUUCCACCCCCAUUUUCAUUCUCUCCCUCCUCCUCCUCGCCACCAUCUCCAAUGCUUGCAGGACAUGCAUGCUCCCGUCCCCACCCCCACCAAAGCCGCCGUGCCCUCCGCCUCCCCCCCCACCAAAGCCGCCGUGCCCUCCGCCUCCCGCCGCCGCUUGCCCGAAGGACACAUGGAAGCUCGGAGUGUGCAGGGACCUCCUCGGGGGAGUCAUGGGCGGCAUAAUCGGGACCCCGACGUCCAGCCCAUGCUGUGCAUUGCUUAAGGGCUGGGCUAAUUUGGAAGUGGUCGAGUGCUUGUGCGCUGCCAUUAAGGCCAAUUGGCUUGGAAUGCACUUGAACAUUUCAAUAGCAUGGAGUACCAUCAUUAGCACAUGUGGCACGUCAGUCCCUCCUGGCUACAAGUGUGAAUAG
This is a messenger RNA of Syzygium oleosum, 420 nucleotides long. Its product is annotated as 14 kDa proline-rich protein DC2.15-like. Bases 1 to 420 code for a protein of 139 amino acids. Lineage: Eukaryota; Viridiplantae; Streptophyta; Magnoliopsida; Myrtales; Myrtaceae. The transcript has a single exon. The record is from RefSeq and is a predicted model, not a curated record.